Messenger RNA from Metarhizium album ARSEF 1941, 762 nucleotides. RefSeq lists its product as uncharacterized. Bases 1 to 762 code for a protein of 253 amino acids. The record is from RefSeq and is a predicted model, not a curated record. The transcript has a single exon. Lineage: Eukaryota; Fungi; Ascomycota; Sordariomycetes; Hypocreales; Clavicipitaceae.
AUGUCUGACCACCGAGUAACUCCGGCCGACUCGAGUCGUUUGUCAGAACGUCAUGAUGGCCACUUCCCCCCGGAAUACCAGUCUGGCCGGAGUGGCAUAUUUAAGGUAUCUGGCCAAGAGAAUACGCCUCGAGGCUUAAAUGAAUCCUACUACCGUGAGAGCGCCGCCGCCCUCGGAAUGCCCAUGGAAGUUGAAUCUCGUUCUCAUUCGGUGCCGCCUCCGACGUCUGCCGUCGUUGGCUACCACAGGUCUCCAUCCAUGUCGUCUUCUAGAUCCUCCUCCCGCUCAGAUAGAAGUAGAUCGCCUGCUCGCUCUUAUCCCAAUGUGUCCCGCGACAGUGAAUGCAGCCCUGAUUCGAGGGAUCAAACUCGCGGUUUGAUCCAAAGCAAUUUCUCCGGCACACGUGCCGGAAUCGGAGCCGGUAUUGUUGGAGCUGUCAUUGGUGGACUUGUCGCCAAACAGGCCUCGGAAGCAGCAUUUCGCCACAACCAAAAGAAAACUGGCCGCCCACGUCGUCACAGCUCUGAGGCUAUACCCAGUAUAGCGUCUACUGUUCUCGGCGCUGUAGCUGGUGCCCUCGGCGCAAACGCCGUUACCCAUAGACUGGAAGAUGCGAGACAAAGAAACAGGCGUCAGCAAUUAACGUGGGAGGAACGGUGCGGCCGAGAAGAGAACUUACGCCCUUGCGAUACAGGCAGACGACGACCCUUGAGUCACCGCAAUAGCAAGGGAUAUGUUUAUGACAUUCAUGACUACGACUAG